GCUCCCGGUGUGGGGAGAGGGGCGGCCGGGCCGGGGCGGGCAGCGGCUGGGUUUGUUGCGGGGCGGGGCGGGGCACGGCACGGCAGGGACCGUGGUGCGGCCGAUGUGGGCUGUGGAGUCCCCGAACGCGGAUCCCUCCGGCCGCGGCACGCAGCCUGCCACCGCAGCCCCGCCCGACGGCCUCCGCCGCGACGGGACCCGCCGCGACAGCCCCCGCGCUCCCUCCAGCCUCUGCAGCAGCCCCGGCCUCGGCUCCGGCUCCGGCUCCCUCCCGCCCGACAGCCUCCAAGCCCUCGCCGGUCUCGGCAGCCCUCGCGAGUCGCCCAGCAUCCAGUGUGACAGCCUGGAGUGUCCCUGCUGCUGCUGCUGCUGCGGGAGCGUGGGGUCGGCCGGCCCCUGUGAGGACAGCCUGCAGGCCCCUCUCGCCCUCUCUAACGGGCGAGGGUGCUUCGGGGCACACCACAGCAACCCCCGGGCGUCCAGGGACCUCUCCGACAGCCUGGAGUCCUUCGGCGUCCAGCACGACAGCCUCCAGUCGGUCUCCAGCCUGCGUGAGAGCUUCAGGUCCUCUAGCAUCAAGGGUGACAGCCUUGAAUCCCUUUCCAGCCUCAGCAACGGGUCCGCCAGCCGGCACAGCGGCCUCGAGUUUGCCAGCCAGUGAGACUGCCUUCUCCCCACGCAAUGCGCUAGCCUCUGGUUCCCCUUCAGCUACUGCGAGAGCUUCCAGGUUUCUGCCCUUUUUUCAGCAGUCUACGCGGUUCCAGUUGAUUUUUGCUGCGCCAGUGUAAUAACCUCAAAUACUGUCCGUGGCUGCCUUUCCCAAGUUACGUGCUUCAGAGAGGCAGUGCUCAUUACUGCCUGCGGAGUUAAAGCUGACUAUUUUUGUCAUCGGUUAAGAAUGGAGGUGCGUGGUCCUCGGAGGAACCCCAGCUACCUCUCUAAUCUCUAUCAGAACAUGUUACAGGCAGAAGAAGCACUGGGACGAGGGCAGCAGCCGCCCCCAGCAGUCCAUACAAAUAGCAGCAUGACUUUUCUGAGCAGUAUGCCAGCCAAGGGGGAGCCCCAGCCAAAUAAGCUUCAGAGCAGCACUUCCUCCAGCUGUGACCCGGUGUUACGACCUAUCAUACGCCGCCGAGCGAGAUCUUUGCCUACAUCGCCCGAAAGGAGGAAGCGCGCAGCAGCGCAGUGUCAAGUUCCUGGAUGCCAGAGUCGUAUGAACCGGGUGAGAUUUGCUGAUGCUUUGGGCUUGGAGCUCACUGAAGUGAAAGUCUUCCAGACUGGGGAAGAUCCGUCGAUCCCCUUGCAUGUCCUUUCCAGGCUCUCCAUAAACUCAGACCUCUCGUACAGCAGCUCGGACUUGGAGUUUACAAUGCAGUGCUUGGUCCCUGACUUCCAGCAGCCUGCAGACUGUAUGGAUUUCUCAUCCCGGCUCCAGGAGCAGCAGGUGUGUCUUGAACGCGUGACCAGCUCAGAUUUGGGGCUCAGUGGCACCAUCCAGGUUCGCAAUGUUGCUUUUGAGAAGCAGGUAUCUGUGCGAUACACCUUCGACCAGUGGAAGAGCCUCCAUGAAGUGUGUGCUCAUUGGCACAGUAGCAUCCCUGAGAAAAACGGGCAGGGUCACGUUGAUGUUUUCUCUUUCUUUCUCCCUGUGCCUCCUUUCCUCCUCCAGCUGUGCUCAGUAGUCCAGUUUGCAGCGAGGUACCAAGUCAACGGCCAGGAGUAUUGGGAUAACAACAGAGGCAAAAACUACAGUCUCACCUGCCGGACUCACCCCCUUAAGAUGCCUAGAGAAUGUGAGGAGAGCUGGAUCCACUUCAUCUGAAUGAAGAAAGUAGAUGCAAAGCAGCUUGUCAGUAGUCUCAGUGCCACUCUCUUCCUUGGCAUGGCUCUGCUGGUAUGGCAACAGUCUCCUUUUUGAAACCCGCCAAGCCUGGCGAAGUGUUCCAGGGCAGGGAAGUAGCCAGUGACCCGUACAAAGUGUUCUAAACCUCUCAGAAAGAAAAAAGGGCCAAAGUGUGUAUUGAGUUACAUCCGUUGAAAAUCUGAGUGAUUUCUUGUAGUGUAUGAAUCGGUGCAGAAUGGUUCCAAGGGAUGCUGUCAGACUACCAGAGAGCAAAGCAAGACACUUUAUGUUGCUAGUAAUAUUCUAGGUUGCAUAGAAUGACUGAUCUAUUUUACCAUUUUGUGCUAUCUGUUUUUUAAAUGGGUGGUGUGGCUUUACUGGCUUUGUUUCUAAUUAUCUCACCAAGUCUGGGCACUAUUCCAUUUAUGCAUAAUUUGUAUGGCAGAUGCUGUAGGGAGGUACCUGUAUUUUUAUUUAUAUGUAUUAUUAAGACUCUAACCAUGUUAAAUAUUUCCAUUAAUAUUUGGAAAUCCAAUGUUAUGAGCAAAAUAUUCAUGAAAAUGUCCCAUCAGCCCCUCUGUUUCCCUUAAGAAAAGGCACCUUUUUUUUUUUAUCUCUAGUGUUUGCUGUAGGCAGUAGGAAUGAUGGUUACCAAAGUUUGUGUAAGGCAGAUCUUGGGAAGAUCUCGUCUUUCUCAGGUGAUGCACAAGUAGGCUUUUCCUCCAGAUGGUGGUGGGGCAGGGAUUGUCCUUUCCUGGUGCACCUCUUUUUGCUAAGGGAAACUAAAACAGUUUUGCCCUUGUGUUGCAAUCACAGUUGAAGAUCUCAAAGCACUAUAUGAAUGCUAAUGAUCUUACACUGUUACCUGAAACAGGUGAAUGUAUAAAUCAAAAAAUGGAUAUGAGGUAGAUAUAUAUAGAUUUUAUAUAUAUAUUAUAUAUAAAAAAGAUAAUACAGGGAGCUGGUUACAGAGCUUGGAGUAGUACACCAGAAUCCUGAAUCCUGGCUGCACGUUCCCCAGCGUCCCAGUACUACUGCAGUAGUACCUUUGAAUUCCUUAAUGAACUACUUCUCCCUAUAAACCAGUUGAACUCCAAGACUGCAUCCUUUGCACUACAAAGUGGGAACUUCAAAACAAAAUUAUGAUUUUACUAGUAAAUUGAUACCUAUAUGGACCCAUCAACAGAAUCACUUCUGCAGCGGGGAGAGCAGCAGGGAGAGCAGAGUAAGGCUGUUACACGCAGUCUUCCCAUGCUUCUUGCUCUGCCACUUUCAUUCUGUGGUUUUAGUGUGGUUUAAGAUUGUUGACAGGCUUAAAUCCAAUUAAAAGAUUGUCCAUGAUUUUCUUCAUACAUACUCAUUACUGCAUGCAAAAUUUAGCUUUAUACAUGUAGCAUAAGUUUUCAAAACUGGCUGGCUGGAUGUAUUAGAAGAGCUGCUUUUUAGAAGGGUUAUACUAUGCAGAUCAGGCCACUUAUUCAGGCAUCUUAUUUUUGGAUUGCUGCUUAUUCAUCAAAAUCACAAGCUGUUUUUAUAAUCACAGUUGUAAGUAACCCACAGCCAAGUAUAUAUUAGUCCAAAAAGUCUACUGAGUAAUUCUGGAAGUUGAGAAACCCCGAGAAAAUUCAUGUGUCUGGCAACUUAAUGUAACUACUUAGUUGUGAUACCCACUUAGCAAAGCUAGGAUUUCAAGUGAAGAAGCUGCCUGGUUCCACUACUCUGGCUUUCAAAGGAACCGAAUUAACAAAUUAUGAUUCUCUGAGAUGCUGAUCACCUCUGGCAGAGUACUAAGAAGACUCAAUCCUACUUGAAGCUGUUGAGAAAUGACUGUGUUGUCUGCUUUAACUUUGUAUUUGAGCACUGUGAGGUUGAACGUUUAAGUUGAAAUUGUUUUGAAGGAGUAAGUGAGGCUGAGGUGCAAUUGAGUGCUGCCUUCUUUCAAUUCACCUGUGUUAUUUUCUGUAUCCGGUUUAGAGGAGUGACCGUUACCAAUCUGGCAGCAACUCUUAUCUCCUAGGAAAAUCAAUGCAGGGAACGGGAAGUCUAGUCUUCCUCAUCCGGCACAAAAAAGGAGAGCUCUGUAAGAAGGGGCACUAUCCAGUUGUAACGUUUUUUGCCUCCUAUGGUGGGCUUCAUUUGACUAAAUGACAUGUGACCAUAUAGGACAUAACGUGUCUGAACUAGUCAACCUAUGCUUGUCAUAGUCAACGGAGAUGUUUUUGCUACAGUUAGCAGACUACCUGUGGCGUGACAAACCGUGUCAUCUCUGCUGAGCGCAGAGAGAGCACUGUGGGACUAGUUCUGCUGUACUGAAAUUCUCGGCAUUAGUGCAGAUGGUGUCAGAUUGUGCCAGAGUCUGUAGAUGUCAAGUUAGUUGAGCUGAACCACACCUUCAGUGACUGCAGACGAAUCUUUCUUGGCAUGAAUUAAAAUCAUGUACCCCAGUUUUGGUGGAACUUGCUCGCUUAAGGAAUUCUGUUAAAGUUUAUCCAGUAUUGUUGAAGUCCAUAGAAGCGGCAUUUUAUGUACUUGUCAGUGAAGAAGAAAAAGAACACACUAUUUUAAAGUAUUGUUUCCCCACCCUGCCCAUUUUCCCCCUCCUAAAUGACUGUAUUCCUUCCGUCAGCAAAACCACUGAAUUGCUUCUUAGCACACCCUUAAAAACCCCUCUGAUAUUGGUAUUUGACACCAGUUUGCAGCGGAUGUUGCGGGAAGCCAAUGCAAUACUUGGCUUACUGGCAGAAAGAUGCUGUCGCCAUCUUCUGGGAGAGACUCUCACAUGGUAGCUAAUGUCAAAUCUGGGUGUUACGGCAGGCGGGGACAGGGUGUGUAAUGCUGAGGCUGUCAGUGUAAAGGUUAAUGUCACGUAUACCACAGUGUCAGAGAGGUGAGGAAUUCAAUGUCUCAGCGAUAUGAGUUUAGCUUGUAUUGUCUUCCUUCCGCACCUCUCAGGGUAUUUGCAUGUGCAAAAUCUUGAUACGGAAGUAGUAUUCCAAGUUUGCCUUUUCUCCCUUUGCUUGUCUUGCACUGCUGGAGGAGAACUGGUGGCAGGUGUUACUAAACCAGUCUGGCAUUGCUGAUGGCGAGUUGAGCUGGCCUGCCUUCUAACAGGACUGGGAGUAUCGCUGGAUUAAGCUAUUAACCAUUCACACGUGACUACUGGCACCAGUCACACGACAGAUGAAAUUUGCACUUACAUUUUCCUGUCACAUUCAGUAGUGAAUGUCAAAAGGAUCCCAGCUGACAAAAAAGGGAUUAAGCCAUUAAGGAGUGGUGAUACGGACCUGUCGUGAAGGUAAACUUACGACCACCUUUGUAGAUUCUCAGGACAACUUGACUGCUUGCACUGCGUUCAAAGUGAGCACUUCCCUUAUAGUGAGGAUUUUGUAAAAGCGAAUUCUUCACACGGGUUAUUGCCAUAUAAUGCACUUUUUAAAACCUGUAUUUAUUAUAGUCAUACAAUAAAUAAAUGUCUAGUAGUCCACAGUAUCAAGGUUCUUUCAAGCAUGUUUUUUAAAGAAACAUAUAGAAUCCAUGUAAAUGAAACGGGGUUGUCUUUCCUGAUCAAACAUCUUGUCCAGAAUAAUGUACAUAAUACAGCAUAUCAAUAAAGCACAGAUGCUAGACAAAAGGUAAUUUUGUUUUAGUGGAGAGCUGCACGGUUGCAAAGUGCUUAGUACGUUUUAAAAACAAUAAAACUAUGGCUAUUGUAAUACAAAAGAUGAUAAUAAAAACUUUUCACAAUUUUAA
Phalacrocorax carbo (great cormorant) is the source of this 5593-nucleotide messenger RNA. The record is from RefSeq and is a predicted model, not a curated record. NCBI's taxonomy places the organism in Eukaryota, Metazoa, Chordata, Aves, Suliformes, Phalacrocoracidae.